AUGAGGAAUCUCUCAAGAUGCGGCAAUAACUUCCUCAACUCGGCGCCCUCUGUUGAGAUUCAUCACUGUGAGUCAAUUAAAGCUAGAGUUCCGGCCCACCGGGAUCGUUUACAUGAAAGUACCACUCCAAAAGCUGGUAUCCACAAUGACACUCAGCAGCCUUCUAAACCAAACUCCGGCUCCCUUGAUAUUAGAAUGCGGCCAAUGCAUUCAGCAUCUAUAAGAAAAACUUCGGGUUUUUCCUCAAAGAGCCAGUUAAAAACUACAAAUUCAUUGAAAACUUCGAACUGCAUUCAUAACAAUCAGGCCAGUGAUGAUACUCCAGUAAAAUCUUGGUCUGCGACAUCCCGUGACUUGAAGCCCUCUUUGUGUCACUCGUCUAAGCUGGAUCCCAAGGGUAAUUUAUUUGAUCAAGCCGUUCCGAAAACCAAUUCAUGCUCACCAAAGCACUCAAAAAAUGAAGACAUUAAAAUGUCUUCAGUUUUCUUACACAGUAAACCUAAUUCUAGAUUAAGGAAACCUAUAGCGUUGGAUAUUUCUAGUCUUUUGCAGAAGACUCCCGUAAAACCCAAGCGCUCUAAGUCCUCAUGUCCUGUCUCCAAAGUUGCUUCUACUCUGCCUGAGCGCGUCGGAAAACAGAGGAUGAACCCCAAGGCUAAAAAGCUAACUCCCUUAAAGCGCAUGAUACUGGAAGACCGCGCCACUAGGUUAAAACAACGUUCAUCAUCAGCUCCCGCGCCUGAAUCGAGAGUUCCUACCGGAAUAGAACUACGAACUGAUGCAUUCCCUCCACUGGAGACAGAAUUCGUGCACGCUGACCCAGAUCAUAAGGAUACAAAGCGUCUGAUAUACAAAAAAACGCCAGAAGUUGACCAAUUGAUCCGCGAUUUCUUGUCGCGCCUGGCAUCCUAUCACGACCGGGCCUAUACCACAUUCAUUCAUGAUCCUUAUCGUCAAAAGAAGUCUCGUCGUUUGGUAUGUGGUAUUAACCAAGUACGAAAACAGAUAAGGUCAAAGCAACUCAAGAUACUUAUUAUCGCAAGAGACCUUGAAGGGAAAGCCGGACUAUACGAGACACUGGAUUCGUCAAGCUCUCUUAAUACAUCCAGCCCAGGUAGGUUUUCUGUGUAUUACUAA
Messenger RNA from Protopolystoma xenopodis, 1137 nucleotides. Lineage: Eukaryota; Metazoa; Platyhelminthes; Monogenea; Polystomatidea; Polystomatidae. The record is from the annotation of a GenBank genome assembly.